GUGUGUUGGGACUUGGUCUGGAACUGCAUGGUGAAAGCUGACUAAUGUUUGUGCUGCCCUCUGCAACUCAACCUGGCCUUUUUCUAUAAAGGACAAUCACCUUUUUUUCCAAAUCCCACUACUCCUCUCAUCCUUGUCUUCGGUCCUUUUAUCCAGCCUCUUCCCUUCGUUCACUUACUCACUCUCCAUCUCUUGUCCUGUAAUAAAUAAAGCCCGAGCCGGAAUGAUGAUUUCCUUAACUGGAAGCUCGAAUGUUCUAAUACUGUUUGUGUGGGGGGAAAAUCAUGAUAUGAGCACCAGAUUGUCCUCAGGUUCCGGUUGAAAACUGAAACACUGUCCAAGAGUGUGACAGUCACCAGCAGCCGUAGGGCAUUGUGGGAUCAAGGGCUGCAACGUUUUUAUUUUUGGUAUUUUUUUGUGGUCUCACUCCCGACACAUUGCCACCAGGGUUGCCACGGGAGACAGACUGGUCCCUCCUGAUUGGUAGCUACAGUAGCUGAGGAGGAUAGGCAGCUCUUGAUGGAUUGGAUGCCAGCUCAUGUCAAAGCAUACAGAAUCUGAGUGGAAUAUCCACAAUGAGAAAUCUCAAGUGAAUCGGACCUUGAAAGCCCAGCCACACAUGGGGCUCUGCUAAGUACAAGCCCCUAUGUGGCUAAACUAGAGUCCUUUUGAUAAACUUCUUAUUAGAUGUGUGAUGGACCUGCCUAUCUCUCAGCUGGUGACUGGUGUACAGUGAUAGAAUAAGAUGGGUAUCAUUCCUGUGUGUGUGUGUAAGAAACAGAGUAUAAGUGUAUUUUAGACUGUGAGUAUGUACAGUACCAGUCAAAAGUUUGGACAUAUUUCAUGGGAAAAUGACUGGUACUGUACGUGUGGGUGUGUUUGUGCCUGGUCCUUUGGUGCCUCUUGAGCUUUCUGCUAACUACAUUUCCCUCACUCCUGCUUCGUGCUUUGGGACUGUGAUCUUCCCUGAUACCUGUAACACAAUGUUUCACCUAGCCAACGUGUGUGUGUGUGUUUCUGUGUGUGUGACAAUCUUACCCCUCUAUUUCAUAAUGUAGUUGAACUCUGUCAUACAGCCUGCUUCCCAUUCUGUCCGAUAUCUAGCGACACAUUCUGGUUUUAGUUGUGAAGUAAAGACCUGAACUAGAGUUACCACUGUAAUCUUAAGUUCUGUGGUCUAAACCAGUUUCUAUGCUCUUGGUUUCAGGAUGUGGUGUGAAUGACUGCGGCUUCAUUUGAAUGUAUAAAACAGGCUGAAUGACAGAGAUGUGACUUUCCUUCUCUUUCAUGUGGUACUUCCUUUUCUCUCGGUUAAUAUCUCUCUCUUUCUCUCUCUUCCUCUCUGUCUCUCUCCCCCCAGACGCAGUGGAUCUGGGUUCCCCGGACGAGCUGAUGGAGAUCUCUGAAGUGGACGAGGGGGUGUGGCCGGGUGGGGCUGGGCCUGACCUGACUCCACCCACCAUCACCGUGAGCAACAGUGUACCCUCGGCAACACCCGGGGGAAAGGCCAAUAAGAGAAACCGACUGGGCGGGCGAGCCAGUAGGGAUAAGGAGGCGUGUCCCUCCAUGGGGCGGGCGGCAAGCGAGAGUGUGGAGCUGUCAUUCAAACGUCUGACGCUGACCUCCAGCCAAUCGGUGCCCAAGGCCGGGGCUCUCAGUAACCUGACACGUACAGCCAGCGCCGUUUUCUCACGCUCCUUCGAGCACGCUGGUGGCAAUGCCCCCCCUCCUGGUAACCACGCCAAUGAGACUGGGCGCUACUCAUGUAGUUUGCAGGAGGAGGGGCUAGGGUAUUUAAGCCCCGUCCCUAACCAUGCACAGCGCUCUCCCAGCAUCAGUGUGCACCUCGGCAGUGACCUUUGAACCCUGAGUCCCCUCCUCUCGGAACGACAUCGCCCCUGACCCUGUACCUGUGACCUGGAACUAGCCUGCCAGUAGGACUAGAUCACUAAAAACACACACCAUACACCUUGUCCUCGUCCAACUUGUAUUCCUGCUUCCCCUUCUCAGUUAUACACUCCAGGCCACCAUCCCUCUCCAGCCCAGGAGUUGUCUUUACUCCUGUCAUCCCCACAUUGAGAGUGUCAUCAAGGCCUGGUGGAGAAUUGGUGACUGGCAACCGACUCUUGAAACUACAGACUUACUGCCAUCUGGUGAUGUGUUGACAAAACUGCAGCUUGUUGAAUCCCUGCCCAGUCGUCUUUGUGUGUGUGUCUGUGUGUGCGCAUCACUAAAACUGUGUCUGCAAUGAUUUGGAAAUGUAAUAUUUUAAUUAAAUCUUGUUGUCCUGCUUGGCUUUCCAUGCAUCCCCCCUGACUACGCCCCUUAUGAUGGGGCAGACACUGUAUGUACUGUGUGUGUGUGUGUGUGUGUUUUUAGUGUGCAUGGCUGUUUAAGAAUAAAGGCUGCUGAUUGAUACAAGAUAUGAUUCUCCUGAACAGAAGUAAACCAUUAUUUUAAUUACAAUAACCUUCCGUGACCUGUGCCCACCCUCGUACUCCCAUCCUGUGUUCCUGUUGCUACGGCAAUUACCUGCUUCUUCAUUCAGUGACUCUUAAAUGAGCUAAAUGAGCAAAGGUCUCAUAUAAGGAUAUGUCCUGAUUGUUUACAGUGGGAAAAUGUUGAUGUCGUUCUGUAAAAGCAAUAUGUUUCUCUGUCUUUCCCACACCCUCCCCCUGGCACCUUCUGAUUGGCUGUCCACCCCGUAAUGACCUUUGGAGAAAUUGAUUUUUAUUUUUUUACUUGAUUUGGGAUCUAUACAAUGUUUUGUGUGAUGUGUAAACUGUGGACCUUUUUGUUUGAAAGAGAGAGACUGGUAUUUUUAAAAAGCAAAGAAGGCUUUGAGCUGUGGUAUUUCUUCCCAGAAAGGGAGAAAGCGUUUUGUUUUCUGGCAGUAUUAACACUCCCACGUACAGUGUUGAAAGAGCUUAAUAGCCUCUGCUUGACACAGCCCUCACGCCAAAGUAGUAAGGCAACACCAAGAUCCCAGAUCAAUCCAUAUGCUCCUACCCCACCUCCAAAACCACUGCAGAUCUCACAGCAGGAGAAAGCAAUAUGGCUGGUGUUCAGCUGUUCUACAAAAGGUGAAGCGUUCACUAUAUUUCUAACACCAAGCCAACCAUUUACAGAUCUUUACUUGUUGAUUGGGGGGGGAGAGGUCAGUUUAAGGUUGUGCAUCCUGAUUUCUCCACUCCAAUCCACUCCUUUUUUAGGUGUUAGUACAAUAGUGAAAUUGUGUUUGUAUGUCUGUCAGCUCCACCACCUGCUUGUGUCCCCUCCUUAUUGACAGAACCGAUCUGUAGGACAGACAGAGCACUGUGGAACUCUACUGUAAGACAACUCCUUCAAACAUUAAGUGUUCUAAAAUAUCUAUCUACAGCUCCACAGGCCCACUGUCCCAGAGAACGUGUGUUCCUUAAUUAUAUAAGUGUUUUUAGAACUGUUUUAUAUCUAAGAGGAACAAAUAACAAUCAUCAUGUUUCUGUAUGUUGAUUUACAGAAUGUGAAAAUAAGCUGGUGAGUUGUACAUACUGUUGUACUAAAGUUGUUGGUUUAUUGGCCUUUUUGUCUGAAGAUUACUCUCUUGCUAGAACUUCUGGGAAUAAAGUGUUUCUAUAUUUCA
Hypomesus transpacificus is the source of this 3622-nucleotide messenger RNA. Its product is annotated as hyccin-like. Lineage: Eukaryota; Metazoa; Chordata; Actinopteri; Osmeriformes; Osmeridae. The record is from RefSeq and is a predicted model, not a curated record. The transcript has a single exon. The coding region runs from base 1288 to 1863 and encodes 191 amino acids.